Phanerochaete carnosa HHB-10118-sp is the source of this 720-nucleotide messenger RNA. RefSeq lists its product as uncharacterized. Gene Ontology annotation, molecular function: hydrolase activity. The transcript is spliced from 3 exons. The coding region runs from base 1 to 720 and encodes 239 amino acids. The record is from RefSeq and is a predicted model, not a curated record. NCBI's taxonomy places the organism in Eukaryota, Fungi, Basidiomycota, Agaricomycetes, Polyporales, Phanerochaetaceae.
AUGGACGCUUCUCUCUACAGGGACCACGUCACCUCACGCGGGGUGAAGUAUCAUUACUGGUCUUCCCCUGCCGAGGGCUCGAAGCCGACGCUGCUGUUCUGCCAUGGAUUCCCGUCUACGUCCAGAGACUGGCGGUUCGUCGUGCCGCUCUUCAAAGAGAAGAGCUUCGGCGUGAUCGUACCAGAUAUGCUGGGCUAUGGUGAUACCGACAAACCGGAAGACCCUGCUGCCUAUUGUGGUAGCCUGCUCAUUCAGGACCUCGUCGAUAUUCUAGACAAGGAGAAUGUGGACAAGGUUAUCGUCGUCGGCCACGACUACUUCCAUCCGGAACGCGCGCUGGCAUACGCCUACUUCUCGGGCUUUUACAUCUCUCCAUCGCCCGGAUUCGACCUGCAGAAGUUUCUUGAGUCCACGAAGGCGGUCGGGGGACGCUAUCUCUUCGGCUAUAUUAAAAUAUUCGGAGCAGAUCCUGAAGCUGAGAGGGUCAUUGAAGCACACAUCGACUCCUUCAUUAGCCAAUGGUUCCCGCGGGACCCGAUAGUGUGGAGAGACUAUAUCUCUCCAAUUGGCGCGCACAGGAGGAACUUACUUGCGGACCAUGUGGUGCCGAUUGCAUCGUAUAUGACGGAGGAGAAUAUCAGGUACUUCAAGGAGACGUUCGCCAAGGGCGGCUGGACCGGUCCACUUAACUGGUACCGGGCAAUGGUGCAUGGACGCUAG